UCAUUUGCUCCACCAAUUACAGUUCCAGCAUCAGAGAGUUUAAGGUGUUCCGUGCAAACACUCAAACUCCUCUCUGACUCGUACGCUCACACACAUAUAUCACAGUUGUGGAAUUUUCAACUCUUUCUACUCUGAGAUCCUUCACCACCUCUAACAAUGGGAGUGGAAAUACCUGAGUAUUCAGAUGCUGAUUUCACCUAUGAUUAUGAGUUUAUCAGAAGAGGUGGGCUGAUCUUUGCAGCUGUUUUGUUCUGUUUGGGUAUGGCUAUCAUAUUCAGCAAAAAGUUCAACUGUGGAAACAAGGCAUCUGCUAAAUAAGGCACAUACAAUAUCCAUGCAAUAAAAGAAAAAAAAAAAACAUUCUACGUCUCUUACCUCUUGGUUUCUUCUAGGGUUAAAAACAGUGGUGGUCGUUGACCUCUCCUUCAUUAACCUUCACUGUGAGCAUGCAAAUGCAUUAACAUACAGUGUUACACUUUUAGCAAGCAAGCAUAUUUCUAGAAAGCAUUUCAUCAUGUUUUAUAAAAUAAAUAUCAUGACUGUCUAUCAAGAAAAGAAAAGGUCAUCAUCUUUCUUACUUUCUUAUCUCAGAAAUUCUGAAUGAAUUACAGAUUCACAACACGUAAAUGUAUAGGCUAUUAAAAGAAUGUUGAUAGACAAGUUUCCCGUAUAUUCAGAAAUCUAAAUUCCAGUUCUCUUGCUCCGUUUUCUGCAGGUUUCAUGGUCACUUGUGGUCUCAGUGUACAGUGAAGGUUUUCUUGUUUUCCUGAUAUAUUGUUCAUUUUCAUUCACAAUAUCUAUGUAUACUCUCACAAUAAAAUAAAACUCCAAAUUG
This is a messenger RNA of Carassius auratus (goldfish), 835 nucleotides long. Its product is annotated as sodium/potassium-transporting ATPase subunit gamma-like. Gene Ontology annotation, biological process: regulation of sodium ion transmembrane transporter activity; monoatomic ion transport. The record is from RefSeq and is a predicted model, not a curated record. The coding region runs from base 157 to 318 and encodes 53 amino acids. NCBI's taxonomy places the organism in Eukaryota, Metazoa, Chordata, Actinopteri, Cypriniformes, Cyprinidae. Gene Ontology annotation, cellular component: membrane. Gene Ontology annotation, molecular function: sodium channel regulator activity. The transcript is spliced from 4 exons.